Thlaspi arvense is the source of this 1443-nucleotide messenger RNA. NCBI's taxonomy places the organism in Eukaryota, Viridiplantae, Streptophyta, Magnoliopsida, Brassicales, Brassicaceae. The record is from the annotation of a GenBank genome assembly.
CUCAUCCAAUAAGUUCAAAGACACAUUAACAUUUAACAAUCCAAAACACAAAGCUCCAAAAGAAACACAAAAAGUAAAAACAAAAGAAUGGCUUCAACUUCAACACUUCACAUGAAAACAAUCUUCCUCGUACUCAUCUUUGUCACUUUUACAAUCUCUCCGGCGACUUCAACGGCACCUGAAGAUUGCGCAAGCGAAUCAGCGAAUCCGUGCGUCAACAAAGCUAAAGCUUUGCCUCUCAAAAUCAUUGCAAUCGCCACAAUCCUAGUCGCAAGCAUGAUUGGUGUUGGAGCUCCUCUCUUUAGCCGUUCCGUGCCGUUCCUUCAACCCGACGGGAACAUUUUCACUAUUGUUAAGUGUUUCGCCUCGGGGAUUAUCCUCGGAACUGGUUUUAUGCACGUCUUGCCUGAUUCUUUCGAGAUGUUGUCAUCACAAUGUCUAGCUGAGAAACCGUGGCACAAAUUUCCAUUCUCCGGGUUUCUCGCUAUGUUGGCUGCUCUAGUCACUCUAGUCAUAGAUUCCAUGGCUACGAGCCUGUAUACUAGCAAGAACGCCGUUGGGAUCGUACCCCAUGGUCAUGGUCACGGCCCCGCAACCGUAAAUGAUGUUACCUUACCAACAAAAGAUGAUGAUUCCGCGAAUGCACAGCUCUUGCGAUAUCGAGUCAUUGCUAUGGUACUGGAACUUGGAAUCAUAGUUCACUCUGUGGUCAUUGGACUAUCUCUAGGAGCAACAAGUGACACUUGCACCAUUAAAGGACUCAUCGCAGCUCUUUGCUUCCAUCAAAUGUUCGAAGGCAUGGGUCUUGGUGGUUGCAUCCUCCAGGCUGAGUAUACGAACAUGAAAAAGUUUGUUAUGGCCUUCUUCUUCGCGGUAACAACGCCAUUUGGAAUAGCGUUAGGGAUCGCUCUUUCGACCGUUUACAGAGACAACAGUCCCACUGCAUUGGUCACCGUUGGAUUACUCAACGCAUGCUCCGCGGGAUUGCUCAUCUACAUGGCGCUUGUGGACCUUUUAGCGGCCGAGUUCAUGGGACCAAAGCUUCAAGGAAGCAUCAAAAUGCAACUCAAGUGUUUCGUUGCGGCUCUUCUCGGGUGCGGUGGAAUGUCUAUCAUCGCCAAGUGGGCUUGACUAAUCCCCCCGGAUACGACUGCGGCAUUAAGAGCAUGUGGAUUUCGUUUUCGAACUAAAAACCGUUUUAGGUUCAAGUCUCAAUUCUCUACCGGUUUCUUUUGCUUCCUUACAAAAUACUUACGUUGUACUAUCUAUCACAUUUUUAAGUAACAUGUCUUCUGGUAGAUAUGUAACAAUGUGAUUGGUCUCACGAGUCAUAGUUUUUCUUUUUAUUGUGUUGGGGCUAUAUAAUUCUUGUUGUGUAAUGUUCUAUGUAAUGUUCUAUCGCAUACCAUAUAAAUAAACCAAACUUUUUUGUUUCUUUUUCAA